Messenger RNA from Solanum pennellii, 969 nucleotides. RefSeq lists its product as uncharacterized. The coding region runs from base 22 to 768 and encodes 248 amino acids. The transcript has 2 exons. The record is from RefSeq and is a predicted model, not a curated record. NCBI's taxonomy places the organism in Eukaryota, Viridiplantae, Streptophyta, Magnoliopsida, Solanales, Solanaceae.
AGAAAAAAACAGAGCAAAAUAAUGACUUUCAGUAUUCACGGUUGCUCCGCCGUAUUCCACCACCCAUCUGCCACCGCCACCGCCACCAUAGCUGUCUUCUCCGGUGAAGAUUGCAGCAUCAAGAACGAUACUAAUGUCUCUCUGAAGAGAAAAUCUAUUUCACCGAUCUCUGAACCAUCCCCGAAAAGGGUCACUCUCAAUUCACCACCAUCCUCCGCCGCCACCGCCGCCAUUGCUGCUGCUAAGAAUGGUACAGACCCAAUUUCACCAAUUACUUCACCAUCCGCUGUAAGGGUUACUCUCAAUUCACCACCACCCUCCACCGGCACUGCCAUUGCCGCCGAUAUGGAUGGUACAAACCCCAUUUCACCAAAAACUUCACCAUCCCCUGCUUUUUCACCCUUCUCCAAAAGGGUAUCUGAAAAAUCACCUUUUGCCACCACCAACGCCGCCGCUGCCGCCGCUGCUGAUGCCACGGCGACGCCACCACCGCUCCCGUUUUCAAGAUUCACGAAAACGCAGCCGUCAAAUAAUAACAAAACUCUGCGGCGAACACUAUCAGAACCACCAAUUUUCAAUUCUUUUACUGAUUUCUGUCGUUACAUGAAUUCCCAGUCACCGGAAAACAGCAAGAACAAUCUUCGUAGAUCAACUUCUGAUCCCACUGCUGCAAAAAUUAUUCUUGCUCCGGCACCGGCAACUGCAACUCCGGCACUGACUUCAGGAACAGGGCAUGAAAAAACUACAAGAAGAAGCAAGAAGUGUUAAAAGGGUGGAAGCUGCUGAUAAAUUGGCUCUGCAUGAAGAUGGUUCAAGUCCAACAAGAAUUUUUCAUUAUUUCAUACAAAAUAAUAUUCAUGAAUAUAUUUUACAUGUUAGUUUUAGUGAAAUAUAUAGCUAGUAUUUUUUCCCUCUUUUUUCUUUUUUUUGGUGUUCUUUUAAUUUGUUAAUAUCAUCUUAUAUGGAUGA